UUGGAGCCAAUGGAAGCCAAUGGAACUUAGGUGUAGCCGGUGUAGCCAAGGUAGCAAGGUAUAAGGUAUGGGUACUAAGGUAAUUAAUUAAAAUAAAUAAUGUAUAUUGGCGAAGCGGUGUAGCAAAUAUUACCUUUCGAAAGGUGAUAAACCGCAACGCUAGAUGAGAAGGAGCAAGCAAGAUGAAAGUUAUGUUGGUGUUUACUGCUUAACAAGUUUCAACAAGUUUUCUGCUAUAAUCGUCGAUUUAUUAUGUAAAAUGCUAGCAAUUAAUUAUGUUUAAGGUUUUGUUGAAAACCGACUUUUAAUGUUUCGUCUUAGCUACUGAUCCUUUAGCACUGCUUAAUACAUGAAGAGAGUCGUCAAUAAGAUUUAAAGUUUAAACGUGCUUUUACUGGAAGCAUAACGUUUAUCUAUUUCAUCCAGAAAUAGUGUUGACUCGAAGAUUGCAUCUUUCUCUGCGCGCCAGCGAAGAAAGUCACCAUGGGAUCCGGAGGCAUUCGGGCCAGCUGCCAGUCCACGCUCUGUAUCCUGGCCGGUAUCGCUCUGGGGAUCGCCCUGCUCUGUCUUCUUAGCGGCGGCAUCCUCUACGGCGUCGCCAAGGCGUUCACGGGCGUCUCCAACGUGCACCUGGUGAACCGCACCACGGCCUCCAACUUCACCAAAGGCAUGGACGACAAGCUGGAUAACAUCCGCGAGGGAAGCGCCGAGAAGGCCGUCUGGUUCAUGGAGAAAGCGCAUGAGAUGUUCUACGCAACAGGUGCCUUCGGAAUCGCCUGCGUGGUGUUCCUUCUCCUCUCCUGCGUGGUGGCCUACAAAUCCCGUCCGACUCUAGCACCUCCCAUCAUAGCCGACCCCUUCGCUCCUGACGAAGAGCCUCCACCGCCUGGUGGCGAAGAGGACGGGGUCAUUUCUCCAGUGCCGCCGGCGGGGUCACCGCUGCCUCCAGGAUCACCGGUGCCUCCUGGGUCACCGGUUCCCCCAGGGUCACCAGUACCUCCUGCCUCACCGCCGCCUCCGGAACGCGCAGCAAGCCCUGUGGCGUAGAUGAUGACGAGGCUGAAGGAAAUAGACUGAACGUGCUGACCGCGCAGCAAGUCCUGUAGCGUAGAUAAUGAGAAGGCCAAAGGGACUGACCAUGCUGACUCAGUGAGGUGGAUUGGGUUGGAGAGGAUUGGUUACCGUGGUAUCGCAUUGGGAAAUGGGAUGUUAUUUGAAAACAGCUUGUAGAAAGAGGAGGAGCGGCCAGGUUUUGCUGGGUGGAUGCUAAGAUUAGCUCGAGAGAAAACGCUACGAUGAGAAAACCCGAAAGGCUGCUCGGACGGCUGGGUUGGUUGAUCCUCAGCUGUAUGGGGAACGUAAAUGCUCGGUGACUUGAAUACGCAGCAACGCUUAGAUUAGGUGAAGCUUACGUUUUAUCAUAAGAAUAAUGGUUACUUAAUAGGACUCAAAAGGUGCUUGGCGCUGGCAAUGGAAAUAAAUGCUAAGAAAACGUCGAAUUG
This is a messenger RNA of Amphibalanus amphitrite, 1502 nucleotides long. RefSeq names its product histone-lysine N-methyltransferase SETD1B-like. The transcript is spliced from 3 exons. The record is from RefSeq and is a predicted model, not a curated record. Bases 484 to 1047 code for a protein of 187 amino acids. NCBI's taxonomy places the organism in Eukaryota, Metazoa, Arthropoda, Thecostraca, Balanomorpha, Balanidae.